UUCACGUUAGUGAAAUUGCUGAAGUGGAAUUCUGGAAGCAAGAAGCCGGUUCUGAGAAGUUCGUGAUAAAUGACAUGUGGGGAACGUCGGAAUUCAAAUUAACCGAAGAAGAACUAGAGCAUAUAGCAAAAGUUACAGAAUUGGCUGGGAAAUUAGUUCAACAGGAAGUCAUGAGUGGAAACGUGGACAGCAGUAAGACAGAACAUCCAAAUCUGAAUGGGGAAGAACAGGAAAUCAGUAAGGCAAAAAUUUCACUGAUUACAAAUAAAAUAGUUCAUAGUAAAAUGAAAAGUGAUGAUGAACGAGCGCAGCUGAAGCAAGAGAUGCCUAUGAAUCCACAAUCCGUGUUGACAAAGGAAGAAAUGGAGCACAUUGCACAUGUAACACGUGCAGCUGAAAAAGCAAUGAUGGAAAUAGGUGAUAGCGCAUCAGAAACAGAAUACCAAGUUUCCAGGGACAAAAACAUGCAAGACCUGCAAAAAAAAGAGAAUUUAAUGCGACAUCCGAGGAAAGAGUGGUUGAUCAAAAACUUUGCAGUGGCAGAAACCAAUGAAAUCACGUCACUUUGUGAAUACAUUUUUUUAGAUGAGAAAAUGAAACGUGAAGAAACAAGCACUGAAAAGAACGAAAAAAACUUAGAAGUUGAGGAAUUCAGAAGUGUUAGUAGGACUGAACAAGCCGAAGUCGGUACUGGUGAAAGUGAAACAAUGGAGGUUUCGUAUAGUAAAACCGUAGACUCGAAAAGAGUGGAUGGUCCUUCCGAAUUGUUAUUAGGAACUGCAAAUGAUGCUGAGAGCGAUGCGACUAAUGCGAAAAAACAGUUAAAGGUGUUCGAAAAUGUAGCGAGUUUGAAAAAAAAUACAUGGUUUUCAACUUCCACACCUGUCCUGUCGUUUGCCGCCAAGAAUAUGGGAAUGGAAGAGGGACCGUUUAUGGAUUAUGCGAGUCUGACAGUGGAAAAAUCGAAAGCAGCUGAAAUUACCAAGAUUGGCCAUGGUGUGGAGAAGCAAGGAGAAGAAAGAACUUCUAUCCAGGAACAAAAAAUCGAUAUGUGGAAUCAAAAUGAGACUACAACUAUCUUUCCAGAC
This is a messenger RNA of Gongylonema pulchrum, 1088 nucleotides long. The record is from the annotation of a GenBank genome assembly. NCBI's taxonomy places the organism in Eukaryota, Metazoa, Nematoda, Chromadorea, Rhabditida, Gongylonematidae.